CAAAGAUCGGAGAAUAGAGGAGACGGUCCGUGCGUCCUACUAACGCCAAGUCGAUGAUACGUUGUAUCUACCGGUCGUUGGUCGAUCCUUAUGUUAAACCGACGCAGACCAUAAUGAUGAAUGUCUUUUUAAGCUUCUCUACCGAAUGUUUUCGCUUCAUGCCCACAGAGAAAACGUGGUCUUCAGGAAUGCAAUAAGAGACAUUGAACCUCAGGCGUCUCAGACUCACGUGGGUGGUCUCGGAUGGACACGCGGCGAUGUGAGCCCAUCGCGGCGGCAUGACUCGGGCAUAGCCGCGCCGGUGACGAAAAACAUCGUGGGUUCGUUGAACGGUGCAGGCAACGAUGGGGCACAAAAUACUACCUACCAGGUCGAACAAGGUCGUGUCGACGAGAUCGAAACCGCCGAACCGUCUUUUGGAACUUUAAGUGCGGCCAAAGCGCUUCUUUGGGCAUGGCGUUUUGUUGCCGUCCGAAAGUUCUACGGUACAUACGAUUACAAUACCUAUCAUCAUCAAAAUUUCGCUCAAUUGCGGCCUCUGGCGAGCGAGCGAGUUCGGCGGCGCUGCAUGGCUUACAUAAUGGGACAUGGCGGCCUAAAUGUAGUGGGGAGUAUGAGGCGCGAUGUCAAGUUCUGGACGAUGGGACAAAGGCCGCAGCCCAAACAUCCACGAUAUGAUGCCGCAGAGAAGGAACCACUGAGAUUGCCGGGAGGGAGGUUCUCCUCCAUAAUGGGCCAGGAUGCGGCGCGUGGCGUCGCCAAGCCAUGGGAAGGAGCCACUGACGACUCGGCUUUUCGACUCGAUUCUCGUUCGUUCCACUUCCGCGCUAGGUCCAUUGUCUACCUUAUGAAACCAAGCAUCUGGAGAUGUCACUUCGUCUCCGCAAAGGCCCUCGUGCUCUUCCGGCCACGACCCCAGAUAUCAUGGCCUGAUCCAUCUGGCGUGCCGAGGCGCACCGACCGAGUCAGCCAAGUCGUUGACAAGUUAACACACCCGGGAGUGAACAAGGCCGACUGCCCCUUGUAUACAAUGGAAGCGAGUGACCAAGAUUCGCCGAACAUCACGCCUACUUUAUGGUCACAGGGUCCAAUUCUGGUAGCAGCCAAGACCGACAAACGGGAGCAGAAAACAGAACCGGGCGGGAGAAUUCGCCGUUGUCUCGCCGUCGCGUGGCGUGUGGCGCCGAAUGGGCGCUAUGGUCUCAUAAUGGCUGGUGAAAAGGAAAGGAACAAAUCAAGGCGUAUGCUCGGCCUCACUAAGAUGUGGAGGUGGCCCCUGCGGCCCUGGCGGUGGCAUGGAUCCUUCCCCGGCUUGUUGCGCCAGGCAGAUUGGGGAAAAGGAGAUUUCUGGAGCUACCCCAACGAACUCCAAACCAACCCGCAACUUUCAACCCGCAACCCGCAUCGCCUCCACUCCGGCGGCGGUUGGAUGGACCCGGGAUCCUAA
Messenger RNA from Sodiomyces alkalinus F11, 1447 nucleotides. RefSeq lists its product as hypothetical. The coding region runs from base 146 to 1447 and encodes 433 amino acids. The record is from RefSeq and is a predicted model, not a curated record. The transcript has 10 exons. Lineage: Eukaryota; Fungi; Ascomycota; Sordariomycetes; Glomerellales; Plectosphaerellaceae.